AUGUGCCCGUUCAAUGAAUCCAUGCGUACCCGACGCCACGACCUCUCUGAUGAUUUUGAGGUUGUUUCCAGCCCCCGUAAAGGAGCCCAGCCGUACGACCCCUCGCUGAGCUGGGAAGACUACGCCACAAAGUAUCUUGAGUUUACCGACACUGCUCCUACUGUUUACCAUGCGAUUGACUAUAUUAGCAAAGGUUUGAAAGAUGCUGGCUUCAAGUAUUUGAGCGAGCGCGAAUCGUGGGAGGAACGGCUCCAGCCGGGCGGUAAGUACUUUACUACCCGCAACGGCACUGCGUAUUGCGCUUUUGUGAUCGGAAAGUCAUGGAAACCUAGCAAUGGUGCUGGAAUCGUCGGUACUCACACCGACUCGCUUGCUUCUAUUCUCAAGCCCUCGUCGAAGAAAGAUCAGGUUGAUGGCUAUGAGCUCCUCGGGGUUGCACCCUACGCCUCUGGUGGUGUCGGCCCUACCUGGUGGGACCGUGAUCUUGGAAUUGGCGGGCGUUUGGUAGUUCGCGAUGGUAACGGUGUUCGCACCAAGCUCGUUCGCAGCCCUCACCCCAUUGCUCGUAUUCCAACACUAGCCCCUCAUUUCGGUGCGGUUGCGAACGGCCCUUUCAACCCUGAAACUCAACAAGUGCCAAUUGUUGGCUUGGUUGAUGAGAAUGAGAAACUAGUGCCUACCGCUGAGGAGUCCAAGAGCCCUCUGAUCGACAAGCACAGUUUGCGCCUUCUCCGGGCGAUUUCCAACUACAGUGGUGUGGCGGUUAAGGACAUUUUGGAAUUUGAUUUGCAGCUCUUCGACACACAGCCUGCAGCUUUAGGCGGUCUUGAUAAAGAGUUCAUUUUCAGCCCCCGAAUUGAUGAUAAGAUCUGCACUUUCACCGCUUAUGAAGGAAUUAUUGAAGCUGCCGACGAAAUUGCGAAGGGGUCUACUCUUGGCAUUGUGGCUGGUUAUGAUAACGAGGAGAUUGGCUCGCUAUCCCGUCAAGGUGCUCGAGGCAACCUUUUGGAGAGCGUGAUUGAUCGCGUUCUAGGUGAUAUUGCCGAGUCCAUCAAGAAAGUGUUUUAUGCCAACUCGUUCUUUGUUUCUGCCGAUGUCAACCACGCAGUCAACCCUAACUUUUCCAACGUUUAUCUUGAGCACCACAAGCCCAAGCUGAAUGUGGGAGUCACUCUGUCGAGAGACCCUAACGGAAACAUGAUUACUGACGGCCUUAGCGCCUCGUUUAUCUACGAGCUUGGCCGCCGCACCGGUAACCAAAUUCAGCAGUUCCAGAUCCGCAACGAUUCUCGUUCGGGUGGCACAAUUGGCCCCGGUCUUUCUGCCAAGACCGGUCUGCGGGGCGUUGACUUAGGUAUUCCCCAGCUUUCGAUGCACUCCAUUCGUGCCACGACCGGGUCCAAGGAUGUAUGGCUUGGAGUUCGCUUCUUCAAAUCUUUCUAUGAGGCCUGGUCUGAAGUUGAUGCCGAGUUCAAACUCGGUGAUUUGUAG
Molecule: messenger RNA, 1491 nt
Organism: Wickerhamiella sorbophila
Lineage: Eukaryota; Fungi; Ascomycota; Dipodascomycetes; Dipodascales; Trichomonascaceae
Product: Vacuolar aminopeptidase 1
Exons: 1
Coding region: 1-1491 (496 amino acids)
Biological process (GO): proteolysis
Cellular component (GO): fungal-type vacuole
Molecular function (GO): zinc ion binding; metalloaminopeptidase activity
Source: RefSeq, a predicted model, not a curated record